Bicyclus anynana (squinting bush brown) is the source of this 3177-nucleotide messenger RNA. It is a transcript of the gene NijA, whose product is annotated as ninjurin-A. The record is from RefSeq and is a predicted model, not a curated record. Bases 215 to 1177 code for a protein of 320 amino acids. NCBI's taxonomy places the organism in Eukaryota, Metazoa, Arthropoda, Insecta, Lepidoptera, Nymphalidae. The transcript has 7 exons. Gene Ontology annotation, cellular component: membrane. Gene Ontology annotation, biological process: cell adhesion; tissue regeneration.
GUAUAGACAUAGUGGUGACUUGCUUCGCGUUUAAUUAGUUUGCUAAAAUCGCGCUGUGGAGCGAACGCGCGUCGCUACAGCGGCACUGUAUCGAAAGCUUGUGUUAAAACUAUUUAUUUUGAAAACUCAUUAAUUAUUAUUAACAAAAAUAAACACCGUUUCAUAACCGUCUUAUAAAUCGCGUGUUAAGUUUUUAUAGUAUUUUUGUGACACAAUGUCUGAAAAUCUAGUCAAUAACAACAGUGUUGGAUCGCCGGAGUCCCACAAGGUGCCAAAAGCUGUGGACCUGAAUGAUAUUGAAAUGGUGUUUGGAACUCCCACCACUCCCAAGAGGAGUCCGCAACCGGACGUUCAUCUUAUCACAAAUGAGAAGAAACAUGGAAAAGACACACACUCGCUCAACGGCAAGCAGGGCGAGAGUGACACGGAGGCCACGCCGUCCACGCAGCCGCUGUUGGAGCCGGACAAAGGGCGGAACAAGCCGCCUCUCGCUGGUCCAGAGAUAGACGACCUCGAUGACGACCACCACACCGCCGUGACUCCGUACCCCGGCAUCGACGACGGGCUGCUGGAGCCCAAUGGGAAAUCACCGGGACAUGACGAAGACAAAGAAAAGCACGGUGACGACGGGUCCCACGACACGGUUCCGACGCGGGACGACGGCGUCGGCACGGAAGACGGUAAAUGGCCCUGGACGUCCACCGACGAGACGGACUAUCCGGGAUACGAUGGGUUCAGCGGAAUCGGUCCACGUUUUGGCGUGGACGACCGGCCAGGCUCGCCUAUGGCUCCCGGGUCGAUACCAGACGUGAACACCUACCAGCAGAAGAAGAACUUGGCGCAGGGUAUGAUGGACCUGGCGCUGCUGUCGGCCAACGCCAACCAGCUGCGCUACGUGCUGGAGUCCUCCACCGCGCACCCCUACUACUACCCCAGCCUCACCUUUAUCUCGCUCAGUAUCAUCUUCCAGGUUGCAGUGGGCAUCGGCCUGAUAAUGAACAGUCGCUACGACGUAAAGGACGAGAAAGACAUUUGCAAGGCGGACAAGAUCAACAACAUGACUGUGCUGGGCGUCUUCCUCGUCACCAUCAUCAACGUAUUCAUCACCUCCUUCAGUGUGGCCUCUCCCACCGUGCAAGUAGCUGGCACUGGUCAGGUCAUACAACAGGCAGGAUAGUACCUGCUAGACCUCACUUUAAUAGAACAGCCAGUGCUAAAAUGUCACAAACGCGUUCCUCGUCGCAAUCAGAUUCGGCGUGCAAGCCACUGGCAAUGGCCAGGUCUUACAACAAGCAGGGUAGUGCCUGCUUGAUGUCACUAUAAUAGAACAGCCAGUGCUCAAAUAGCACUGUAAGGUCCCUUGUCCUUACCGUAGUAGCAGUAAGUCACCGUCUCACCACUACACUAUAAUGGCCAGCAGCACUCGUCCGCCUCCUCUCGAUGCCAGCAAUAGACUGCCCCUCUCUCGCCCACUACCGGUGUAUAUAUAGACAAACACUACAGGCACAAUCGGGAUCCUGGUCGCAAUCACAUUCAGCGUUGCCUCUUCCACUGUACAAGCCACUGGCACUAGCCAGAUCAUACAACAAGCAGGUUAGUGCCUACUGGGCGUCACUUAGAACAGCCAGUGCUCAAAUAUCACGCGUUCCUCGUCGCAAUCAUAUUCAGCGUGCUUGGAUCUCGCUCCAGUUUACUUCGGGCCGGCGCUACUGGCACUAGUCAGGUCAUACAAAAAGUGUGUGUGCCUCCCGUAUGUCAUUAAAAUAGAAGUGCCAGUGCCUAAAUAUUACUUUUACAUACUUACUAGUAGGUAUUCAUCGUAAAAGAAAGUAUUUGCUACAUUAUUCUGAGGUAAUGGAUUUUCCAUUUCCCCGUACCAUUAUGGUACUCUUUGUAUAAAGAUUUUAAUUAGAUUUAAUUGCUCAAAGCUAAGUAGGUUAUUAUACCUUAUGAAGACUUUUCGUAAGCUCGCAUUUAUUAAUUAGGCUAUAAGUUGUAUUAUUUGUAGAAUCUCGUAAGAAUCUGUAUAUUUACUAGAUAUUAGAUACAUAGUGCUUUUGCAUGAAUUAUUUUUUUAACAGUUUUGUAAAUUGUAUAUUUAUUAGAAUUAAUAAUAAAAUGUACAUACACUGAAUUAUUGGUUUCAUUUGAUAACGACAUAAAGAGAGUUAGUAUAAGUUGAACCUGUACGGUAUAUUGUAUAUGUGGCAUUGUACAACAAGAAGGGUAACUUAUAUCUGAAGGGACCGCAUAUGAUGCGACUUAAAUAUAUUCUAAUUAUUUUAAGCGAUUAAUCAAAAUUAUUGUCAUUUAUUUAGAAAAACAGGUCAAUGAGCCUUCCUCUAUGAGCACAUUGCACAGCUGAGUGAUAUAAAUAAAACAAUAGUUUCUGUAGAAUCCAAAUGUAUUGAAUACAAAACAAAUCCGAUAAAAUCGACAGGUGGCAAUUUCAUAAUAUUCUAUUAGUUAAUAGUUCUCAAAAUGUCCGUUGGCACGGACAGACUUACCGACUGACCAACAAACUGUAUUUCAAAACCUCACGCGUCUCCACUUUACUUCACAAAUUAAUCUAAAUUACAUAAAAAUUGAUGAACACGUCUGUAGAAACGCGUUCCGCCAAAGAAUCAAUGAAAAUGUUCUAGGAAAUGUAAAAUCAAUGUUCUAUAAUCGAAUUAAUAUAAUUCCUUUAGGUUCUAACUCUUUUCAGCAAGCUUAUUAUGUAACUCGAUCAAACUCUGAACUACAUCGUUAUAAUAAGUCACUACAUCGUUUUUCGUCAUAUUUUCGUAUAAGCAAUUAUCUAACAUCGUAUUCUCAACGAAAUGACAUGAGUAUCUUCUUUUACGUAAUUUCGUUGAAAUAAUCAUGUUAGAUGAUCGUAAAACGAAAAAUCACCGCCACUUGAUGUAAAAUGACGUAAUCAAGAUCAUUUCGUUGAAAUAACUAUGUUAGAUGAUCACAAUUACAAAAAUACGAUGAAAAACGAUGAAGGGACUUAUUAUUUCAAUUUUUCAGUGGCUGCACAAUUUAGUGGUACGAUUUGUGGGUUCCAGUCUUUUUGAGCUAUAGACCAAUUGAUUUUACAAAUGCAGGAAAAUGUAUAAUCAGUUUCACAAUAUAAAAAAUAAUAUAUUUGAAUAAAGAAUAUAUUUAAAAGGUAAAAAAAAAAAAAACUUU